GUCUAGCGUGAGUCCGAGCGAGCGGAUCGCCGAGUCGCGUCGCUCUUGGUUGUCGGGUAUCGAAAUACUUGCUCCACCAAAAGUCGCUGCAGCCCCUUCGCAAAUUUUCGCGGAUUCGUUUUAUCGAGAAGCAAACGACGUGAGCAUUAUGCGCGUUGCCAAGGGGCGCGGACGUAUGAACCACCGUACAAACGGAGCCAUUGUGAACGGUGAAAUCGUAAACGAGCCUCGGAUGUUCGCGCGAUCAUCGAGCCUUUGACACACAGGCCCGCUUGAUCCUUAGUAGACGCGUCGAGUCGGUCGUAGAAACCCUCGCGUUUAUCACUCCCCGGCCACCUUAGCCGUUCCUUUACCCCCACCCUUCUUUCGUCCUCCCUCUAUUAUUCGCGCUUCCAUGUGUACUCCGACUUCGAGACGUACAUGAAACCAACACCUUAGACCUCCGCUAGGCCACCUUUCGAUAUCUUUCGAAGGUUACUACAUACUUCGUCGUGACGCUUGACCCUCCUCCCACGACUCUUCUCAACCUUGUAGACAACAAGUAGCGAGUUCGUAAUUAAUAUCGUAAACAAGUGUGAAAACGACACUCCUGUUGCGAAGGGGUAGGUUUUUUUAGCGCUCGAGAACUGUAUUCCGAAGCUGAACCAGCCGCACAUACCGCUUCCGCCUUUCUGCUGGCACCGCGAUCUUUCGUUGCGAAUUUCCCGAUCGAAGUUGCCACGAUCCUCCGGCGGGAAAACAGUCUUCAAGCCAGAAAGACGAGACAGAAAGUCGAUUCGAAUCCAUGACCUCGUGACGAGCGAGCGAUGCGACGGUGAACAAAAGAAUGCUUCGUAGUCGGUAAAAGUCGACGAGCCAGGAACACCGUGGAGGAAUUAUGCCGGACAAAAAUCGAGGCUGCCGAGAUGGACAACGCGACAAAGAUUUCUUUGCCGAUGAGAUAUCGUCCAUCGGCAUGUCGCUACGACCCAGCGGUAGCGCAUCUUCCGGCAUUUCAUCCCUUGCGAGCUGUGGCGAGGUGUACGCGUUACCAGAACUGCCGGCACAAGACGAAGAACGAUUACAACGCGCCGCACGUUUACUGCAACAAAGGCUCGUUUUACGCCAGUGGUUGACAGACCAUGGCUUGCAUAGCCAUUACCAGAAGCUAAUGCAGAUGGAAGUGAUGUCCCUAGAGGAUGUAUAUUGGGUGGAGGAUAAUGCUGCACGGGCAGCCCUUGGCAAGGAUCUACCGCGAUGGAUCCAGGCCAGACAGACGCUGCCUACUUCAAAGGAAGAUUUAGAAACCCUCAAGGCUGAUCUAUGGAGCGCCGUAGUGAAGAAUAGUCAACAUCAGGACGCUUGGACAUGGGGUGGAAUGUUGGUAGUUUCUGUGUCAGUAGCAGGGUUAGUGACCUUGGCUGCUAUGACACAACCAGCUCUAGCACCGGAGGCAAAGCACUCCUUGCUACAAUAUGUGACUGGAAAAUAUUUAUUACCGAGCAAUUGCCGAGUUCACUUUGCAUGGGAUGAGCCACAGCUCGUAGGAGGAACUAUGACAUUUAUAGUAAAGUUUUAUCAACGCAACGGUCAACCUUAUCCUAUUUGUGACAAAGACAAUCUGAUCAUUGAAGUCACAGAAGGUACGCGCAGGAUAGCUACCCUUAUAGAGUUGGGGGGUACCGACCCCUUAGCUGCUAAUACUGCAGUUGUGAAGUUUACUGUUCGCCAUGCUGGACAAUAUCGAAUAGCCGUACUUAUUGGACCGUGUCACGUUCAUGGCAGCCCGUUUCUUAAAAAUUUUCUUCCCGGUCCUCCAGAUCCAAAUAAGACAAUCUUUGUACGACAAAGUUCGACAGUCGUUUGUACAGCGGGAGUUGCACACUCUAUGACAAUAGAACCUCGAGACGAAUAUGAUAAUCUGUGCAUAUUUGGACCCGGUGAUAAACCCACGGAAGGUUACCAAGUUAACAUUACUCAGAUUGGUAAUUCAGUAGAUAAAUCGGCUAUUGCGGAUUGUAGUGUACAACUUGAAUACGACUCUCCGAAUCAAAGGAUUCGCUUAAAAGUCAGUUUUCCAAAGGGUAGUUGUUAUCAUGCAACAGUCAGUUUAGGCGGACUACAACUACACAAUGGCGAUUUCGACAUCAUUGUACUCGAGAGUGAAGUUGCUAGAAUGGUACACAAUAACGUGGCUUCGAAGGACCCCAAUAUUUGCUAUGCCGCUAAAUUGUUGGGCAUGCAAGGCGAGAAAUUUUCAAAACCAAAAAAAGUUGUCUGUUUCAUUUCGCCUAAGCAACUUACUAUUAAAGAAUACUUACUAAGGAUUAUCCCGAAAAGGCUUGUUACAUUCAGGCUUUGUCCAUCGACUAAAUUCCAUUUUGAUUGUUCGAAUAAUCAAUACGAAGGUUACGAUUCUUUUUCUAUCGAUGAUGGAUGUCAGCCACCCGUUGAAUUAAUUUCUCUAUAUAGAGAUAUAAUAGCCGCUACAUUCACGUUGUUUCUGUUGAAGAACAUUGGAGGAAGUGAAACUUUUGCUGAUAAACAAGAUUUCUUUUACCACGAAGUUCGGAAACAUCAUCAAAAACAUUAUCACGAGAAGCUUUCGAUGAAAGUUCAACGAGAUAAAUUGCUAGAAUCGUCCAUGAAAGCUACCAAAGGAUUUUCUGUGAAUGACUGGUGUAGAAAUUUUGAAAUCAAUUUCCAAGGCGAACAAGGGGUUGAUUGGGGUGGUGUCCGAAGAGAAUGGUUUGAAUUAAUUUGUGCGGCACUGUUCGAUUCAGGAAAUGGUUUAUUUGCAUCCUUCGGAGAAUCACAACAGGCACUAGUUCAUCCUAACAGUAAACGGCCUUCACAUCUCAAGUUAAAACAUUACGAAUUUGCAGGACGAAUCGUGGGCAAAUGCCUAUACGAAUCCGCUCUUGGCGGUUCCUAUCGGCAGUUAGUACGUGCAAGAUUCACAAGAUCAUUUCUUGCACAAAUCAUAGGCCUCAGUGUACAUUAUAAGUAUUUCGAGCAAGAUGAUCCAGACUUAUAUCUCAGCAAGAUAAAAUAUAUUCUUGAAAAUGAUGUUGAGGAAAUGGAACUUUAUUUUGUCGAAGAAGAAUAUGAUAAAGAUGGUCAAUUAUUAAAAGUAGCUGAGUUAAUACCUGGAGGUGGUAAAAUUCGUGUAACGAAUGGAACUAAACUGCGUUAUUUGGACGCACUCGCCCAACAUAGACUUGCUAGUUCCAUACGGAACGAAGUGGAACAUUUUCUAAGGGGUUUGAACGAACUCAUUCCCGAUAACCUUUUGGGAAUUUUUGACGAGAACGAACUCGAAUUAUUGUUAUGUGGAACUGGUGAGUAUAGCGUGGCAGAUCUACGUGCGCACCAUAUAGCUAAUGGGAGUUCUUCAGAAUUUCUUCGAGUUCUUGAUUGGUUUUGGACUGCAGUUAGCAACUUUACACAGGAAGAGAUGGCCCGAUUAUUACAAUUUACUACAGGUUGUUCGCAAUUACCACCCGGUGGAUUUCAACAACUGAGUCCACGAUUUCAAAUUACAGCAGCACCAACUUUUGCUAACUUACCUACAGCACAUACUUGCUUCAAUCAGCUCUGCUUACCGGGUUACGAAUGUUACGAUCACUUUGAACGAGCUUUAUUAUUAGCGAUUAGUGAAGGUACUGAAGGUUUUGGCAUGAUUUAAACUGAUUAAGUGUCAAUUAAGUUCUAGUCUUAUAUGAUUGUGCUAUUUAUUUAACUUCUUAUUUUUCGUAUUAUUAACAUAGUUUUACUUUCAAAUGUCUGCUUUUUUUACAAGAUUAAAAAAAUUACAUUUACCACACAUUUUGAUACGUAAACAAAGGGAUAGGAUUUUUGAACAUAUUCUUUUUGUGUUCUAUCGAGUGACUAUCAAGAACAAUCAGAUAUAUUUUCCAAACAUAAACGACGAUAUUAAUAUUCUUACUGGCUUGUGGUAACGUUUUUAUAAAGAGAUGAUGCAAAGAGCAAUCUUACAGGAACAUCUUGCUCAAUUUAUUGUAUCAAGAUUUGUUGUAGUUUAAAAUAUUGUAAAUUUUAUUACUCAUAAAAAUAGGUACGUACACGUUCCUCAAGCCAUCAGAUUUGAUAUAUUUAAUUCCACAAUUUAAUCGAUACGCAAUAAAACAUUCUUUUAUAGUUACCGAAUUAGUCAAAGUUAGCAUGUGCAUUGUAAAGCUUGAGAAGGUCGUUGUGAGGUUUAUUAAACUAUUCACCUAAUCAGUAUUUUUCUCUUCUUUUUUACUUCGAAUAUCGCACUAAGCACACGAAAUAAAUAAGGAAACAAUGUUUCGAUGAAUGAAUUUCAUAAGUUAUUACUUAUAGAAGUAAGUUAAGUUCUUACCUACUACUUGCAACCAAAAUCAGUGAGUAAUCUUUAGAUUUCUUUGUAGAUGCAAUAUCGUCUGUAAUUUUGUUAACUAUAGCAUAUAGCUUACAUGAAAUGUCUUCAAUUGCAAAUAAACAUACUGAGCUUUUCUUCGUUUUCAUAUCGCAUUAAAAGGUAUUUUAAGGUGGUAAAUCGACGAGUACGACCGAAUCCAGUCUCAAAAUUGUAGGACAUCGUUAUUUGUUGUCGCAAUUAAUAUAUGCAAUAAAAAAAAAAUGUUUUAGAUCGACUAGCGAGAAGAUUACAUAAAAUUACACCUAACACAACGUACUCAAAUAUAAAGUGAUUUUGUGAUAACAAGAACGAAUCUUCCACUGAAAUUUUUGUCGUGUCUUCGCUUACCGUGUACGAAAACCUCAAAUGAGAAAGGAUCUAUACUGUGCUGGCUGAAGCCUAAAAGAAGUAUACCGCAGAAACGAUAUUGUUAUCGAACAAAACGAAGAUCAAUUUUAUCUUGUACUUAUGUACGCAAUAAUGAGAUAUGUGAUCAGACACGUCGUAUUUGUGUCACUCGUACGUGGUUAUUUAGAUUUUACGAUCUAUUGUAAUGU
Bombus impatiens (common eastern bumble bee) is the source of this 4941-nucleotide messenger RNA. Its product is annotated as apoptosis-resistant E3 ubiquitin protein ligase 1. The coding region runs from base 878 to 3667 and encodes 929 amino acids. Gene Ontology annotation, molecular function: ubiquitin-protein transferase activity. The record is from RefSeq and is a predicted model, not a curated record. Gene Ontology annotation, biological process: protein polyubiquitination; positive regulation of protein catabolic process; negative regulation of apoptotic process. NCBI's taxonomy places the organism in Eukaryota, Metazoa, Arthropoda, Insecta, Hymenoptera, Apidae. The transcript is spliced from 16 exons.